Molecule: messenger RNA, 1806 nt
Organism: Neoarius graeffei (lesser salmon catfish)
Lineage: Eukaryota; Metazoa; Chordata; Actinopteri; Siluriformes; Ariidae
Gene: phyh
Product: phytanoyl-CoA 2-hydroxylase
Exons: 9
Coding region: 131-1138 (335 amino acids)
Biological process (GO): fatty acid alpha-oxidation
Molecular function (GO): phytanoyl-CoA dioxygenase activity
Source: RefSeq, a predicted model, not a curated record
UUGUUGUGUACUUUGACACCGUUACAUAAGCAGUGUUAGCGGUCCACUGCAAACAUUAGCUACAAGCUAAUCGCCUCAUAGAAGACGUUCCAGGGAAAAUAUUUUAAUAUAUAUAUUUUUUUCUGUUAACAUGGCUCUACGGGCGGCAGACAGACUGAAAGUUGUCCUGAACCACCUGGACCGUUCCGGUCUUAGCGUAUGUACAUCCUUUACAUCUGCACAGAACCUGUCAUAUCACCAUCCUGAAGCACUUCAGUACACCUUUGAUACAGAUGUGCUUUCUCCAGAGCAAAGGCUUGCUUAUGAAGAAGAUGGCUUCAUUUUGAUUAAAAACCUGGUUUCUGAAGAGGACAUCAACAGAUUUAGCAAAGAGUUUGAGCAUAUUUGUAAAAGAGAUGUGAAGAUUCCUGGCUUGGUAAUAAUGCGAGAUGUGUCCAUUGCCAAGUCUGAGUUUGUGCAGGGGGAGAAGGCUGUGACUAAACUUCAGGACUUCCAAGAGGACCCGGAGCUGUUCCGCUACUGCACUCUGCCUCAGAUCCUAAAAUAUGUAGAGUGUUUCACGGGCCCCAACAUCAUGGCUAUGCACACCAUGCUCAUCAACAAACCCCCUGAUACAGGAAAGAAGACCUCUCGCCACCCCAUGCACCAGGACUUGCACUACUUCCCAUUCCGACCAGCUGAUCGCAUCGUGUGUGCCUGGACAUCAAUGGAGAAAGUAACCCGCCAGAAUGGCUGCCUGGUAGUGCUGCCUGGCACCCACAAGGGGACCCUGCAGGAGCACAACUACCCAGAGUGGGAGGGUGGGGUGAACAAGAUGUACCAUGGCAUUAGGAACUACAACCCCAACCAUCCCAGAGUGCACUUGGAAAUGGAAAAAGGAGACACUGUUUUUUUUCAUCCUUUGCUUAUUCACGGCUCAGGAAUGAACAAAACGCAGGGAUUUCGAAAGGCCAUCUCCUGUCACUAUGCUAGUGCUGAUUGUCACUACAUUGAUGUGAAAGGAACAACUCAGGAGAAUAUUAGUAAGGAAGUGGAAGAGCUGGCUCUCAAAAGAGUUGGGGAUGACGUCACUCUUUCCUUUCAGGAUUCCUGGGCAAUUAGGGGACGCCUGGUCCAAGGAGACAGGACAUCACUGUGAUCCUUAUUUCCCACUUCAGUGUCUGCAUCACAGAAGAAUAACUGACAUCACUAAACAGUGUGUAAUAAUGUUGUCUAGGAGGUUAUGAUUUAAACAAUAAAGCUAUCGAAAUGCUGCGGUAACGGUGUAGAAUAUGGGUACAAAGCUAUGUAGUAUUCCCAUUUCAAAGCUACAAUAAAUAACUCUAAUGUAGUAAAAAGGCCUGAUGUUCAACAGAUAAUUGCACAUGCUGUGUGUAUAGACAGUUAAAGUACGUCUGAGCUUUACGUAAAGAGAAAUUUGUGCCUUCUUUAAUCAGACAAGGUUCAUGAACAAUGCUGUACAUCACUGUAGUCAGAUGGAAGCUGAAUGUAAUCUGUGUGCAAUAGGCAAAAUGUUUUCUGUUUAAGUGCAUAGUCCACAUUUAAACUGAAAGCAUGGGCCUGUUAAGAAGUUCUGCUAAUUUUAUCUUCACUUAGUUGUGCUUGUAGUAUGCAAAUUAGAAAUUUAUCAUAGAUUUUCUUUACAUUUUUUAAAUGGUUUUAAAUGCUUUGUAAUUAAUAUAUUUUCUUGUAAUUGUGUGAAAAUAAAUGUAAUUUUAAGUGGAGCAGUUCAUGUGAGGAAACCCACCAACACCCCAGAGUUGAAGCUGUUCUGUACGGAGGAAUGGGUUAAAAUUCCUCCAAGCC